UUGAUGAAAAAUCUCAUUUUGGGUACAACUCUCAGACAGGUUGUAACUAGAAAUAUCAACAAAUCUUUUUCCACAUCUUCAAAGCUUCUUGCAGCCAAAGUCCAGCAAGCAGCUCCAGACUUCAAGGGCACUGCUGUUGUUGAUGGGGGGUUCAAGCAGUUAUCGUUGGCUGAUUUCAAAGGGAAGUACCUGGUUCUCUUCUUUUACCCUCUUGAUUUUACAUUCGUGUGUCCAACUGAGAUCAUAGCAUUCAGUGAUCGCAUAGCAGAGUUCAAGGCCAUCAAUUGCGAGGUGGUUGGGGUGUCAACUGAUUCACACUUCAGUCAUCUGGCCUGGAUCAAUCUUGCCAGAAAGGAGGGUGGCUUAGGAGGGUUGAAGUACCCACUGCUGGCAGACUACAGCAAGAACAUAUCCAGGGAAUACGGGGUCCUCAUUGAGAAAGAUGGCAUUGCGUUGAGAGGUUUGUUCAUCAUUGACCCAAAAGGAGUGGUCAGACAGUUGACCAUCAACGACCUACCUGUUGGGAGAUCAGUUGACGAAACUCUCAGACUGGUGAAGGCUUUCCAAUUCGUUGAGCAGCAUGGAGAAGUUUGUCCAGCGAAUUGGAAGCCCGAUUCUCCAACCAUCAAGCCAGACCCCACAAAGUCUAAGGAGUAUUUUUCGAAGAACAACUAACGGGCAAACGACAUUAAGUUUUAUAACUAUCAUAAUGGAAAAUGUGAUGAUCUGGUUGAAAUGUUGUUGAUUUGUUAACUUCCGGUUUAGAAAUAUUUAAAAUUGUAAAAUGAUCAUUUUGUUACGUCGCUCUAAAUUAUUUAAAAACUGUUUGUUUUUUUAUUGUAGUACAGUUGAAUUAAUUUGGUUUGUUUUAAAUUUUGUUUU
Helobdella robusta is the source of this 882-nucleotide messenger RNA. RefSeq lists its product as hypothetical. The transcript has 8 exons. Gene Ontology annotation, biological process: response to oxidative stress; cell redox homeostasis; hydrogen peroxide catabolic process. The record is from RefSeq and is a predicted model, not a curated record. The coding region runs from base 4 to 675 and encodes 223 amino acids. Gene Ontology annotation, molecular function: thioredoxin peroxidase activity. Gene Ontology annotation, cellular component: mitochondrion; cytosol. Lineage: Eukaryota; Metazoa; Annelida; Clitellata; Rhynchobdellida; Glossiphoniidae.